UAAUUUCUUAGCCUUUUGAUAAAUAUUUUUUUGUUAAAAAGCUCUACUCCACUGCGACUCUUCCCUUUCUCUACACGCUAAGCAGUUGUAAUCCUUUUUAACUAAUGAAAAACAUUUGAUUAGCACUGUAGUGUUGUUCUUGCUUUACUAUGGAUUUCCACUAUUACUAGCUUUGCUACGGAUCUGCUGAUUGUUCAUUGUUUCACGAGAUCUCUUCACUGUUAACUCGCUUUGAUAGACAAUGGCGUUGAGGCGGGGACUAUCGAGUUCAAGUGUGGCUGUACAAAGGAACAGAAGUUCUAGAUCUCGAUUGCCUAUUGCCAUUCUUGUUUUCUUCUCAGUUCUCGCGCCACUUGUCUUCUUUGUCGGUCGAGGGCUUUGUAUUUCUGAUCAAAAUGGUUCCCAAAGUGGUUUUAGCGAACAGACUGUUUAUUGGAGAGAAAGGUCAGCUCGUCAAUCUGUCAAAAACCUUUUCACUAAGGAGGUUAUUGAUGUUGUAACUACAAGCAUGGCUGAUUUGGGGCCACCGAGUCUUGAUUCUUUUAGAAAAGGCAAUUUGUCUGCUUCGUGGAAAGUUGUUGGGGUGGAGACUUCGGUUGAGGAUAAUGCUGUUUCAAAGAUUCUCUCAUCUUCAAACCAAAAGGCUACUGACUUGAAACAAGAAACGUCUCAAGAUAAAGUGGGAAAUUUUCUAGAUGAUGAUCAUACACACGAUACACCUGCUAAAAUACUUCGAAGGCAACUUAGGGAUGAUAGGCGUGAGUGGCAAGCUGCUGAAUUGGUGCAACAAGACGAGAAAGCUACUGUUACACUUGAAAAUGCUGCCAUUCAACGAUCCAAAGCUGUGGACUCUGCAGUUCUGGGCAAAUACAAUAUAUGGAGGAGAGAAAAUGAGAAUGAUAAGUCUGAUUCCACAGUGCGCUUGAUGAGAGAUCAAAUUAUAAUGGCUAGUGUUUAUGUAAGUAUAGCAAAGAUGAAAAAUAAGCUUGACUUGCAACAAGAACUGCAGAUCAAGCUGAAAGAGAUACAACAUGACUUAGGAGUGUCAACAUCUGAUUCUGAUCUGCCUCAUAGUGCACCUGAGAAAAUUAAAGCAAUGGGUAAAAUUCUAUCCAAAGCAAGAGAACAACUGUAUGAUUGCAAGUCAGUUAAUGGAAAGCUCAGAGAAAUGCUUCAGGCAUCAGACGAACAAGUUAGGAGAUUGAAAAAACAGAGCACGUUCCUGAGUCAAAUAGCUGCCAAAACAAUUCCCUAUGCAAUCCAUUGCUUGUCGAUGCGUUUGACCAUAGAAUACUAUCUCCUCCCCCUAGAGAAGAGAAAGUUCCCUAGAAGUGAGAAUUUGGAAAAUCCUAAUCUCUACCAUUAUGCUCUCUUCUCUGAUAAUGUCUUGGCUGCAUCAGUUGUUGUCAAUUCAACUAUCAUGAAUGCCAAGGAUCCUUCAAAACAUGUUUUCCAUCUUGUUACCGAUAAACUUAACUUUGGAGCAAUGAACAUGUGGUUUCUGUUGAAUCCCCCUGGAAAAGCCACCAUUCAUGUUGAAAAUGUUGAUGAAUUCAAGUGGCUUAAUUCAUCCUAUUGCCCUGUCCUACGCCAGCUUGAGUCUGUUUCAAUGAAGGAGUAUUAUUUCAAGGCAGAUCAUCCAACCAUAUCUGGAUCUUCAAACUUGAAGUAUCGAAACCCGAAGUAUCUCUCAAUGCUUAAUCACUUGCGGUUCUAUCUGCCCCAGGUUUACCCCAAGUUAGAUAAGAUCCUCUUUCUUGAUGACGACAUUGUUGUCCAGAAAGACUUGACUGGAUUAUGGUCUGUGGAUCUCCAUGGAAAGGUGAAUGGUGCGGUAGAAACUUGUGGUCAAAGCUUUCAUCGUUUUGACAAGUAUCUAAACUUCUCCAAUCAUCAUAUUUCACAAAACUUUGACCCUAAUGCUUGUGGUUGGGCAUAUGGAAUGAAUAUGUUUGAUCUCAAGGAGUGGAAAAAAAAGGAUAUCACUGGCAUAUACCACAAGUGGCAAAAUAUGAAUGAAGAUAGAGCAUUAUGGAAGCUUGGGACACUUCCUCCGGGGUUGAUCACAUUUUAUGGUCUAACACAUCCUCUCGAGAAGUCAUGGCAUGUACUUGGUCUCGGCUACAAUCCAAGUGUAGACAAGAGAGAAAUCGAACAUGCAGCAGUUGUUCACUACAAUGGCAACAUGAAACCAUGGCUGGAUUUGGCUAUGACAAAAUAUCGACCUUACUGGACCAAGUACGUCAAGUAUGAUCAUCCCUACCUUCGCAACUGUAACUUCAGUGAAUGAAGGUGAUUAGGUGUGGCAUUAUGUUUUUCUACUUUUUCUUCUCGCUCUCUAUUCCACAUUGUUUAUUCUUCUUUGUAUUUCAUUAAAUUCAUUCCUUAAGUGCUCAUCCCAUUUGAACGGGUUAAUGAAUUGUAUGCAAUGUUGACCUUUUAAGACACCCUUGAUUU
This is a messenger RNA of Hibiscus syriacus, 2457 nucleotides long. RefSeq names its product polygalacturonate 4-alpha-galacturonosyltransferase-like. The coding region runs from base 242 to 2290 and encodes 682 amino acids. The transcript is spliced from 11 exons. Lineage: Eukaryota; Viridiplantae; Streptophyta; Magnoliopsida; Malvales; Malvaceae. Gene Ontology annotation, molecular function: polygalacturonate 4-alpha-galacturonosyltransferase activity. The record is from RefSeq and is a predicted model, not a curated record.